AUGAAAUUGGAACAGAAAUAUGUAGAAAAAGACGUAAACAAAACAUUCAGUUCAGGGAUCGGAUCAAUAUUUCCACUUCGCAUACAAAAACAGGACAACUAUUCACUUGAAGACGUUAUAAAGAACAGAAGAAGGAGAGUAGACGAGGUAUGCGCACGCAUCAGAAGUGUGUCCAAUAAGACAACGGAAGUUUCUGGUAUAAUGGCGGCAAACUUGUCUUAUUGCGUAGUGCAGAAAGCAGGGUGUACAAUGUGGAUAAGGCUGUUCAAGUUCAUGGAAGGGCAGAAUAUCGAGACCGGAAAUCCGAUGACGCUGACUAAAGAUUUGAUUCAUAAUAAAAAAUUACAAUACUACAAGAAAUUUAAGCAAACUGGCGGUGACGUUAGCUUUAUUUCACAUUCGGUUAGAUCUAUGACCGUUCGAAACCCAUAUACUCGACUAUGGUCAGCUUUCAUUGAUAAGUUCUUACUACCCGACUUUUGGCAAACAAAAGGAAGACACAUUAUAAAAAUGAUACGUAAAAAUCCGAAGCCACUGUCAGCCAAAUGCGGACAUGAUGUCACUUUUACGGAAUUCAUUCAAUACGUUAUAACAAUCGGACAUCAAUUCACAUACUGGAAUCAGGACAAACAUUGGUUACCGGCUAGUGAUAUCUGUGAUCCAUGUGUUUUUAGACCACACAUUAUUGGUAAACAAGAAUUUUUUAUGAAAGACAUGAAAUACACCCUGAAACAUGUAAAAUUAGAUUAUAUGUUACCUAAAAUAACGUCAGUUGAUCCGACAGAAUUUGAAAUAAAAGAUGAAAUAGACUACAGCUUUAAGAUAUUCUCGCGUGUUAAGAAAUGUAUAGAUAUUUAUGAACUGUGCAACCGUAUUUGGACGGCAUUUAUUUUUAAUGGUUACCUCCCCUCAGAAGAAGCUUUCCCAACAAAUAUUGAUAAAAAUAGUUUGAACAUAGACUCAUUUUAUGAGCUUGUCAAAGGCGUGAGAACGAAAUAUAAUAUUACCAAGGCGGAUGUCAAAGUAAAACGAAAACAUGCACUGACAACAGCGUACAAACAGAUUUCAAAGAAACACAUGGAAGACCUGAAAUCUUUGUACAAAAUGGACUUUGAACUUUUUGACUACGAAUCUGAACCUGCCUUUCUAGACGAAUGA
Messenger RNA from Mercenaria mercenaria, 1158 nucleotides. RefSeq lists its product as uncharacterized. Gene Ontology annotation, molecular function: sulfotransferase activity. Gene Ontology annotation, biological process: carbohydrate biosynthetic process. Bases 1 to 1158 code for a protein of 385 amino acids. The transcript is spliced from 3 exons. Lineage: Eukaryota; Metazoa; Mollusca; Bivalvia; Venerida; Veneridae. Gene Ontology annotation, cellular component: membrane. The record is from RefSeq and is a predicted model, not a curated record.